GGGCCAUCGUCAUGCUUGCGUUGUAUUGGAUAUUGCUAGUCUUGGCCAGUCAUCACGGCAGCAAUAGUGCGAGCAGACCUACGGACAUCGACUUCUCGCAUUACGCGGUCGUGCAAUAUGCAACCAACCAGCCGGCCCUAUGCAGCGCAGUCAUGCAGUUUGAGUCUCAUGAUCGUCUGGGCAGCCAAGCCGAUAGACACAAACUUGAGUAUCAUGUCAAGCUUCUACCCAUCGAAGUUCAGAUCCCAUCGAAUGGCCCGACAGAGAGCCUCACCAAGCUGUUGAUGUUUAACAUGACACAGUACGACCGCGUCUUAUUUUUGGACGCGGCUGGUGUCAUUCUCAAGAAUUUGGAUGAACUUUACUCGCUCCUCGGAAGCCCGAUCGCAAUGCCCCGCGCCUACUGGCUGGACUCUGAGUACCGCCAGUUCACCUCAUCUUUCAUGCUCGUGCAACCUUCAGAGAUCGAAUUCAAUCGCGUGUGGAAGGCAAUCCAGCAGGAUGGCAACGCCGAAUCCGACACAAAUAUCCUGAACAACCUCUACCGUGACUCCGCCAUCGUCAUCCCACACCGUCCGUACCACCUGCUGACGGGAGAGUUUCGAGCCAAAAACCACGCGAGCUACCUAGGCAGUCCCCACGCGACCUGGGAUCCCGAUGUGAUCCUGCAGGACGCGAAGUAUCUGCAUUUUUCUGACGGGCCCGUGUCGAAGAAACCCUGGAUCAAGACCCCGGCGGCGGUGAUGGAAAAGGAACAACCAGAUUGUGAUGUUAAUACUGUGACGGGUGCGCUGGACUGCCGGGCUCGUGACCUCUGGUUGGGAUUCUAUAAGGAUUUUGCGGAGAGACGAGAGAUGAUCUGCGGAGCGAAAUUCGUGCCCCAGCUUGACGGAGAGGCUGACAGAGUAUGGAAAGCAUCGCAGAAACAUAAUUUAUCUUCUUCCGUGACGCGGAAACUGAUAGACCAGGCUAUGAGGGUCCUCGUCACGCUAUGCUAUGAAUCCACAAUCGCAUCCGGCGUCGUGAGUAGUGAUUCAAAUUGAAGGAAAUGCUGGCCCUGGUCGAUACUCAGUUUCGCAUGCUUCAAAAUCAAGGAGACGAACAGGACUGCGUUGUUGGGAGCGUACCUCAACACGGGCCGGUUAAUAGCAUCCUCAAAGGUACAUUUGAUCCACCCCUGUCUAGCCGUUUUAUGAAACCUGAACCGAAUGGAUUUUUUGCCUACUAGCAUAGCCAGCCAGCCAGUGGUUGGGAGAAUUACACUGGAGAAUUGCAC
This is a messenger RNA of Aspergillus uvarum CBS 121591, 1276 nucleotides long. Its product is annotated as nucleotide-diphospho-sugar transferase. The transcript is spliced from 5 exons. The coding region runs from base 12 to 1043 and encodes 343 amino acids. NCBI's taxonomy places the organism in Eukaryota, Fungi, Ascomycota, Eurotiomycetes, Eurotiales, Aspergillaceae. Gene Ontology annotation, molecular function: glycosyltransferase activity. The record is from RefSeq and is a predicted model, not a curated record.